Ruditapes philippinarum (Manila clam) is the source of this 3717-nucleotide messenger RNA. RefSeq lists its product as uncharacterized. The coding region runs from base 1043 to 3118 and encodes 691 amino acids. NCBI's taxonomy places the organism in Eukaryota, Metazoa, Mollusca, Bivalvia, Venerida, Veneridae. The record is from RefSeq and is a predicted model, not a curated record. The transcript has 3 exons.
AUCACAAAUACAUCACGGACAAAGAUAAUCUAUUAGGGAUAGACGGGAUAUAAAUCAGAUCAGAUAUUUUUCCACCCCUGUAGUAAUCGUGUCUAAAUGAGAUGACAACUAUAUAUUUAUCAUUCGUCAAAAGUUUAUUCAUUAAUUAUUAAACUUAUCUGACAAAGUUGGCAGAGCGGUCUUUGUUCGCUAUUUACAGUUUUUAAUUGAAAAACACAUUUACUGUAAACAAGGAUGAAGUGGUUUCUAUAAUUAAAUUUAAAUGAACUACGAUUUGAACGUAAGUACAAGAUACGUUUUUAGAGUGUAUGUCGGAGGUUAAAUAGAGUUUUGCAAUAAAUUUCCAGUGACAUCUGCGAAAAUGCAAUAAAGUGAAACAAAUGUACACUAAAAAGAACUUUAAAAAGUUCAAUUUAAAGUGACAGGAAUAUUUGUACAAAUGACAUUAUAUUAGAUAAAGAAGUCAGCAACGAAAUAAUUUCAUUUUAUACAAAUGUAAAGGAAAGAGAUGCUAAGUUGUUCUUAACAAAUUGUUCUUAACAAAACUUUGAAGAAAAAGAUUGAAAGGAAAAAAAACACACCAGACUUUAAGCGAAAUACAUAAAAUAUUUUUAGAAAUGUUCAGGACAAAUAUAUACUUAGGAUCUAAGAGGAUUAGGCGACGAUGGACACACUAUCAUAAAUGAUAAUUGUAAUUUUGACAGGUUACCAGGACCACUAGACCAUCGGUAAACGAAGGAAAGAGACAUAAUCAGGAAUUUAAUACCACUAGCAAGCUGUCUAAAAGGUAUAUAUUGUACCAUUGGUAAUCUUUACUGGAUUAUUUUUUCAUCGUCAAACUUUCAAAAAUAAUUAUUGUACUAUCGGCAGAGUACUAUGUUGGAUUAGUAUAUCACCGGCAAAAUAUCCAAAACAACAACAACAACAACAAAUCCUUUCAUACCAUCGGCUAACUAGCUAGGACUGUUUACUAUUUUCAAACUUUCUACAAGGAUUAUUAUAUAUAUAUAUAUCAUCGGGAGAUUUCAGGACUACUGUUAAAAUGGUUGUCGCUGUAAGGAUCAGUCCACCUGUAAAAGGCAAGGUGCCCAAGUUGAACAUGCUGGAGUUAGUUUCUGUUGCUAAUAAUAGAUAUAAAAUCUCAAAGUUGCGAAAACGACUUGUUCCAGAAGGAUAUUGUUACGUGUGCAGCCGUAUUGACCCGAGUGGAAUUUUUUCCAAACCGAAUGGUUAUCUAUUCAAGAAAGGCUUCUUACACACAUGUGAACAUUUCCCUAAAGCACCUAACUCAACAUUUGUUCAAGAAGAAAUUCCAAUACACGACGACGACGGCGGAGAUUCGCUUGUCGAUUUUUCAACAGACAAGACCGAAACAAUCAGCGUGACAAUCAGGAGAGGGUCAAGGUCAACAGGCCACACGUCACCACCAAAAGAAGACGACAAGUUUGAACCUAAUCUGGAAAAUUUCGAAAAUGACAAAAUCAAAUACAAACAGUCAGAUUUUUCCGCGGGAAAAUUUCGAUUACCUUCCUUAGCAAACGAAGCAGAUGGCGGUCUAAGUGCCAGAUCAGAACCAAAUAAAUUUACUGGUAGAAAACUUUUUAAAUCACGUAAACCCUCCGGUGCUCAAACCGGGUUUGUUAGAAAAUCAAUGUUUAAAACGGAAUCUGUCCGCACAGAAAGUGUUCCCAGUUCAGAAACAGACCAUAUGAGUAUCAAAGAAACCGGUUCCAACAAAUUAAGUGCACAGUCAAUGUUAAAUGAAGAUGUAUUUUCUAGCAAAUCGGCACGUGAAAAUGGCUUCUAUUCAACGUUUAAUGAUAAACAAUUUGCUACACCAAUGACCUCAGCUCGAAGAUUUCCUGGUGCACAUGGUCUUGUUAUCAACGAAUCAGAUGGUCUGCAAAAUGCAUUUUCUUUAGAACCAUUGAUUAGGGAAGAAAUACUGAUUACGGAAUCACGGGAACCAGCACGACGAUUUAAAGCCAGGUACAAACCUGAGCGGAAGCUACAAGAAAAGCAUGCACCAACAGAACACAGCGCUUCAACUUACCGACCAGAUUCAGCACAUUUACGCUAUCAUCAUAGGAUGACAGAAGAUUCAGUUCCGCAUCCAGGAUUUGAAAUCCCACCAACUCCUGACGGCACAAUUGAAAUUGCUGAACAACAAACAGCAAAAGAAAAUGGUGUUACUUGUAUCAAAGGCGAUACCAGCAAUCACGAUGAUAAUAAGCAAAAAGUCGGUGAUUUGAUUGAAACUAGUUCGGGAACUAAUCAUGUAACUCAUUCAGUUACUUUAUCGGGCGUAUCUUCAGAUAGAAAGAGCUUUUGCCGAUGCGCUACUGACAUGCGGGAAGUAAGUUUCACUCGAAAUAUAUGUAGAACUUGCGGCAAAGACUGCAAGUUUCGUAAUAGUUUGAGUAGGGGUUCUUCUCUUACGUAUUCACAAACAGGGGAUGGCUCCAUUAUCACAAGGAGUGGCCGUUUCCGGUCUACAAGACUUAUAAUGCCCGACGAAGAAAUAGCCAUGUAUGGAAAAAAUGCAAGAACUACGGUAGCUAGAAAUGGCCAUUACACUGACAGGAAAUUCGCAUUUAACGAGGAGGACGACCGAUAUUGGUCAAGUGACGAGGAAUUUUUCGAUUUAGACCAGUCACCGGUGUCUUGGUUACGUAAUGACAAACCUUAUCCGGUACUUAAUCCGGAUAUUCAUAAAGAAGCAUAUAUAGCAGCGCUACAAGCGGCUAGGAUGAAGGGAAAACAAAAUCUUGAAGAUUUUGAAAUUGACGAAAUGAAAAUGCUACGGCGUCCAAAUGUUUUCUCGUAUAUACCUCUUUUACCAUUAAACGACAAGAAUAAAAUGAAAUACAUAGGAAUACGGCCAGAUAAUUCUACUAAGCCAAAGAAAGGACAAUUCAUGAAGCACAUUUUCGGGGAUAUCCAAGUAGACGAUUUCUACCCUAGACUAAGACCUAGAAAAGGUGGUAUGAUUAAAGUCGAUCAAGGAAAUGAUUCAAACUCAGAACAGACGACAUCUAAAAAUAGUAAAGAUCCUGCAAUGCAAAGUGUACCUGAACGAUCGUCUGUUAGUUUAAAACUGAAAAGUCGUAAUAAUUAGAUUUAAAAAGAAAACACGUUGUUGCAACAAAGCAUUAAAAAAAGAAAUCCUUAAUAUAUGAAACAAUAAUAAGGCAGUAAUGGAGAUCGGCAGAAUCAAUACAUGUAUUUAUACAAAUGUGUAGGUAAUUGUGUAACAGUGUUGUCCGAUAUAUAAAUAUUAAAAUCUACAUAUAUAAACAUGUUGAUUUUUUCUAUAAUAUAUGAGUGCAUGACUUAUGAUUAUUAAUCUAUAGGAUUCUGUUGUUGUCUGUGGGCCUUGUACAGUGAAUAUCCAUCAUAGGAUAUCUUUAAAAUUAAAGUCGGAAUUUAGUGAAAAUGAAAAGUUAUAUACCAUUUCGUUUAUUUGUUUGUUGGAUAUUUAAGUCAUACCAACAUUGUCAAGGUCAGUCAUAUCGUGACUUUCAAUCUUUACUGAUGGAGGAAGAUCUCAGCCGCCCCUACUUGCAGGAAUUUUGGCAGAAAUUAAUUUUAAGGAAUAUGAGUGUGGGAGACAUAGAUAAUUUAAGAUUUGUGAAACAUAUUUUUUAAUAUAAAAAAAACAUCUUUGAAUACUGUAUAAAUCUGCCCCCAUGGAACAUUAUUUUUUUUCAACAUUAU